Anopheles marshallii is the source of this 2235-nucleotide messenger RNA. Its product is annotated as organic cation transporter protein. The coding region runs from base 1 to 2235 and encodes 744 amino acids. NCBI's taxonomy places the organism in Eukaryota, Metazoa, Arthropoda, Insecta, Diptera, Culicidae. Gene Ontology annotation, biological process: transmembrane transport. Gene Ontology annotation, cellular component: membrane. Gene Ontology annotation, molecular function: transmembrane transporter activity. The transcript has 10 exons. The record is from RefSeq and is a predicted model, not a curated record.
AUGUCCGUUCGGUGGGAGUCCCCAGGAGUUGGGCGCCGGCGACGUUCUGGUGGUGGUGGUGGUGUGGAUGAGUGCGAGAUUUCGAUGCUGGCCGAAUCGGUAACGGACGACGAUGGGGAUCACUCGCGCUCACGGAACGGUGGUCCUGGUGGGCAUCGGACCACUUCCGGUGGACGGUGCCCAGUGGCAAGGGUGGAUGCCGAUUUGAGCGACGAGGGCGAACCGGCGUUGGAUCACAGCGAUGCAGACGAGAUAGUGGUGUUGGACGAGGCGAGCGAACGUCUGUUGGGGAAAUGGAACGGCAAUGCCAAAGUGAAGAUGUUCAAAUCCAAAACCACCUCUCCGAACGAACCGUCCCCAGUGCCCGGUGCCCAUCCCGAUCAGGACUGCACCGGGAUGCAUAUUACGCUAAACCCCUCGUCGCGGGCCACCAGCCCCAGCUCAAUGAUGGGGGGCAAACCGAGCGCCACCCCGUCGCCCACACCCUCCGCCAACCCGCAACCCGCCACCUUCGGCCACAACCAAACCGGUGCCAAGAGCAUCAACAACAACAACAGGAGCAGUAGCAACAGCAAGGCAAACAGCAAACCGAGCGGCAAGGGCGGUGGCAACGGUGGCGACGGUACGAACAUCCCCCAAAAGAAGAGCAAAUGUUCGGACGAGGAUAGUGACAUCAUUGGCGAGCUGAUCGGGGACUACGGCAAGUGGCAGUUCGUCAUGACGUUUUUGCUAUCCCUGUUCCAGGUGCCGAACACGUUCCACAUCUACUCGCCAACAUUUCAGGCAGCAGAUAAAAGCUUCUGGUGCCGACGGCCAACACAUCUGGACGAUGUCCCGAUCGACCGGUGGCGGAACGUGACGGGUUCGGUGGAAAAUUGCCGGAUGCUGAAUUACGACUGGAAUGCGCUAACGAGCGCCCAGCUGUCGAUGAGCAACUUUUCGCUACCGAAGAACCUCACCGACACGGUUGCGUGCAGCGCCUGGGAGUUUGACGUACAUGACAACCUCGGCAACACUUGGUCCUCGGAGUGGAAUCUCGUCUGCGACAAGGAGUACCUGAAGAAUGUGGCCGAGAUGUUCUUCCUGGCGGGCGUCGCAACCGGUGGCAUCACGUCCGGCGUACUGUCCGACAAGUUUGGCCGCAAAAUGAUGCUCUUCAUCUCCGCCGUCCUGCAGUCGAUUUUUGGGCUGGCUCUUUACUUUGCCGAUUCGUUCGAGUUCUAUCUUGUGCUGCGAGCGCUGCUUGGGAUCGUAUCCGUGUCGGUAACGUACGCGGGACUUAUACUGGCGAUCGAGUACGUGGACGGCAAGUGGCGAACGAUCGCCGGCAUGUACAACCUGUUUCCGCUGCCCGUGUCCUAUAUUAUGAUCUCCGGCAUUGCCUACCUGACGCAGGACUAUCGAAAUUUGCAGCUGUGCAUUGGUCUGCCGGGAGUGUUUCUGUGCUUGCUGUGGUUCGUCCUGCCGGAAUCGCCCCGCUGGUUGCUGUGCAAAGGUCGAAUUACCGAGGUGAAGGAAGUCAUCCGUAAGGCGGCAGCCUUCAACAAGCGCACGUUGCCCGACAAUUUGGACAAACUGCUGAAACCGCCGGUGGACGAGGAGGAAACGGCGGCCGGUGUGUGCGAGCUGUUCCGUUCGAAAUAUCUGCGCCUGGUGACAUUUUGCUUCCUGUGCAUUUGGUUCACGAUGAAUCUCGUCUACUACGGUUUGGUACUGAACAUGAACAGCUUCGGUGGCAACAUUUAUCUCAACUCGGCACUUGCCGGUUUGGUGGAAAUUCCUGCGAUUGCACUAGCAAUGUACAUCAUCAACCGUACCGGUAAAAAGUGGCUGUUCUGUGCGACCUUCUUUGCCGCCGCCCUUGCCUGUCUGUGUGCCGCGAUCGUCGAGGGAAAGCCGGAAUUUUUAGCGAUGAAAAUAACGUUCGUGAUGAUCGGUAAAUUUACUAUUAGUGCCGGUAACACGAUUAUGCCGGUGUAUACGGCCGAACUGUAUCCGACCGCAAUACGUAACGUCGGGGUCGGUGCCUGCAACUUGGCUGCCGGGUUUGCUCUCAUCCUGACGCCAUAUUUAUCGAUGUUGACGAAAAUCGAGGACCAUCUGCUGAUGACACUGCUAACGGCUUGGUGUAUUUUUGGCGCAAUUGUGAUCAUUUUCCUGCCGGAAGCCAUGCAGCAUCACGAACACGAGGAGCAUGAUGAGGACAAGGAAAUUGAUACACAGACAGCUGCUUAA